Molecule: messenger RNA, 978 nt
Organism: Symbiodinium necroappetens
Lineage: Eukaryota; Dinophyceae; Suessiales; Symbiodiniaceae
Source: the annotation of a GenBank genome assembly
AUGUUCGAUUUCAUGGAGUCCGAUCUCCAGCGAGCCAUCGCAGCCAACCUGUUGCAACCCAUCCAUGUGGAGUAUGUAACCUAUCAGAUUCUGAAGGCUUUGAAGUACGUCCACUCCGGGGGAGUCUUGCACCGAGAUCUCAAGCCGGCCAAUGUGCUGCUCAACUCGAAUUGCCACGUGCGUCUUUGUGACUUUGGCUUGGCAAGAACGGCCUUGCCCGUAGAGGUCCAAGCCACUGGGCCGCGCAACUCGGCUGCUGCUGACGAGGCAUUGCCAUUGCUGACGGACUACGUGGCCACUCGCUGGUAUCGAGCACCUGAGCUACUACUUGGGUCCACCCUCUACUCGGAGGGGGUCGACAUGUGGAGUGUCGGCUGCAUUCUUGGAGAAAUGGUUUCGGGCAAGCCCAUCCUUCGGGGAAGGUCUACCAUGGACCAGCUCGAGAAGGUCGUCGAACUGACUGGGAAGCCAAGCGAGCAGGAUUUGCGGCCCAUUACCACGACGUCCCAGUACGCUCGUACGAUGUUGGAGAAUCUUGGAAAUGUGCGCCAGAUGCCAUCUUCUGGCGUGCUGUUCCUCCUGAAGCUCCCGGCACAGGCCAAGACCCUGACCCUGAACCUGCUCAAGUUCAACCCAGAACGAAGGCCUUCAGCGGAGACUGCUCUCCAAGAUGUCUUCCUGGAAAAGUUUUACUUGCAGGAAGCCGAGCCUUUAUGUGACAAGAUGAUCCGGAUGCCAAUCAGCGACAUCACAAAGCUCAAGGCUUCAGACUACCGCGACCAGAUACAUGCAAUGAUCGUCCAGCGCCGCAAGCUUCAACAGGAGGAAGCGAGCAUUACGGCUCGCCGUGGUCGACAGAGUCUCCGCCGGGCGAGCUCCCGCUUCUCAGACGCUUCUGCUUCCAGCUUUCGGGAAGGUCCUCAGGUACCCUGGAGUCAUGAGAGUGGCGCAGCAGCGCCACCUUCAACUCCAAAGUGA